Molecule: messenger RNA, 2358 nt
Organism: Miscanthus lutarioriparius
Lineage: Eukaryota; Viridiplantae; Streptophyta; Magnoliopsida; Poales; Poaceae
Source: the annotation of a GenBank genome assembly
AUGGCGCUGCUGCUGCGAUGGCUGCUCCUCCUGGCGGCAACGGCGGUUGCUGCGGCCGUGGCGAAGGCGCAGCCGCUGGCGUCGCGGACGGACCUGGCGGCGCUGUACAGCCUGCGCGCCUCGCUGGGGCUGCGCGCGCGGGACUGGCCGCUGAAGGCGGACCCCUGCGCGCGGUGGGCGGGCGUGGACUGCGCCGCGGGCCGCGUCGUGGGCGUCACCGUCGCGGGUCUCCGCCGCACGAGCCUGGCCACCGCCCAGGCCCCGGGGCUCGCGCUCGAGGGGCUGCGCAACCUCACCGCACUCGCUCGCUUCAACGCCUCCGGGUUCGCGCUCCCGGGGGAGAUCCCGACCUGGUUCGGCGCCGGCCUGCCUGCGCCGCUCGCCGUGCUCGACCUCUCCUCCGCCGCCGUCAAUGGCACGCUGCCGCCCGAUCUCGGCGCCUCCGGGAACCUCACGGUCGUGCACCUGUCCGGGAACAGGCUCACGGGCAACAUCCCGGCGCCGCUGCUCUCCGUCGCGGGACUCCGCGUGCUCGACCUCUCCCGCAACAACCUCACCGGAGCGCUGCCCAACGUCUCCGUCUCCGUCUCCCUCGGCGGCGCUGGCGACGCAGCCAACGCCUCCGUGUUUAACGUCUCCGGGAAUUCUCUGUAUGGUGUCGCCGCCGAUGCCAUUGGGGCGCUCAGGAGAAGGUUUCAGGUCGUCGACGUGUCCAGCAACUACUUGGAUGGAGCUUGGAACGGGUCUGACACAAGAUUGCUUGCCACGACGAAUUGCUUCUACGGUGUGCCGGGUCAGCGCAGCCGCGCGGAUUGUGAGGAGUUUUACAGGAAGCAAGGCGUCCAGCUUGUUGAUCCUCCAGCGCCCUCGCCUGUGCCUUUGCCAGAGCCAUCGCCUUCACCCUCACCAGAGAAGAAGAAGAAGCAGAGGAUCUCCGAAAAUGUACUCAUCGGAGUCCUUGUAGCCGCCGGAACACUGAUGGCUCUGUUUUUUAUUGCACUGCUGCUCUGUUUGGUGAAGAGGAGAAGCAGAGGGACAACAGGAGGGAGGGGAGUGGAACUAAAUGAGGAAGGGACGCGCUCUUCACGGAGGAGGGAUAGCAGUGUCAGUCCGGUGAUGUCAUUGCCACCGGCAGUGUCUCCAGGUGCUGAUGAUGGACCCAAGAAUGCACCUGCCAUUUCUGGUGAGUUCACCUAUGAGCAGCUUGUCCUUGCCACUGGCGGUUUUGGCGACGACAAAUUCAUCAAACACGGGCAUUCGGGGGACAUCUACCAUGGUGUGUUGGAGAAUGGCUCCCAUGUCAUUGUUAAGAAGGUUGGUGCAAAGGGUGCCAACAAACAUGCGAGUGAAUUGGAUUUCUAUACGAGGUACUCGCACGAAAGGAUUGUCCCGUUACUCGCGCAUUUGAGCAAUGAUGAUGAGGAAUUCCUGGCUUACAAGUACAUGCCAAAGGGGGACUUGACCAAUGCAUUGCACAAGAAACCUGUAGACACUGCAGAUGGCUUGCCCUCCCUGGAUUGGAUAACUAGACUGAAGAUUGCAACUGGCGUGGCUGAGGCUAUGUGCUUUCUUCAUGAUGAAUGUAGCCCGCCCUUGGUUCACAGACAUAUCCAAUCAAGUAGUGUCCUUCUCGAUGAUAAAUAUGAAGUGCGACUUGGGAGUAUGAGUGACAUAUGCAUCCAGCAAAGUGGGGGAAGCCAGAAUGUCUUCACUCGGAUAUUGAGAUCGUCAAAGUCUCUCGACAAGCACACAUCAGGUCCACCGGCCACUUGUUCCUACGACGUGCUCUGCUUCGGCAAGGUGCUGCUGGAGCUGGUGACCGGCAACAUCGGCAUCAGUGGUUCAAACGACGCGGCCUCGGAGGAAUGGCUGUCGAACACGCUGAACCACAUCAACAGCGGCGACCGGGCGAGCAUCGCCGGCAUCAUAGACGCGCUGCUCCUGGUGGACGAGGACCACCUGGAGGAGGUGUGGGCGGUGGCCAUCAUCGCCAAGACGUGCCUGAGCGCCAAGCCAUCACGUCGGCCCACGGCGCGCUACGUGCUGCGCGCCCUGGAGAGCCCGCUGCGCGUGGUGCGCCAGGGCUCGUCCCGGUCCAGCUCUGCGCGGCAGCAGCUCCGGAGCUCGUCGUCCCGCAGCUCGUGGCAGUCCGUGUUCCAGGGGAACCACCGGGUGCAGAGCCUGGACGCCGCGGCGGCGGCGACAUCGGCAUCGGCGUCGGCGCUUGACCGGCGGCACUCACUGCGGUCGCACGGUAGCGGAGGCGAGGCGUCGUCCUCGUUCAAGAGAGCUGUGCCGACGGACGCCGCGCCGGAGCCGGCGGCGGCUGUGCUCGACGAGGACGACGUUGUUGUGUAG